UGUCGAGAGUGGGGCGCUGGAAAAGCACGGCGGGUCAGGCAGCAUCCUGAGGAGAAUGGACAUUUCGAACAUCAGCCCUUCAUCAAGAAAUCUCUGGGUGGGGGUUUCCUGGCUAUUGGUGGGAUCUUGCUGUGCAUCAGUCCAGCUGCCUCGCAAGACUAUUUCCGGGGAGUAAAGGUCUCAGAACUGAAAGGGGGCCACGUAUCUUAACGUGUUACAAUGAAACUUCGUCCUCGGUCCUACAGCGUAGGGACUAACCGACUGGGUACAUCUUGAAGAGAGGAACCAACCGUUACCUCAUUUCACCUUCCUCCUUCCCUCCGCUCCGCCUCUCCCCUCCCUGUCUCGGUCCUGUCUUUGCUACCCCUCCUCUCUCUCUCUCUCUCUCUUUGUAAACACUGCCCGUUGGAAACGCUUUAAUAUCGAGUCACGUUUAAAUCUCUGUCUCUCGGCGGCGUUAUCACACACAGUAUCCAUCCGUAGACGGAGCGGGAUCCGGAGAGAGGGGACAAAGAAAGAGAGAGAGAGAGAGAGAGAAUAAAGACAAAAAUCGAUAGAGAGAAAAAAGAAUCGGGGGGAGACAAAAAAGGGGACUCUACAGAUCCGAUGUGAGGAUUACUGUAACUAUGAGUGAGUGAGUGAGUGAGUGCGUGGCGGAACAUGAGGGAAUUUGUGAGUCAAAGAUUUUAGAUUUGUCUGGGGGUCGGUGCGUGGUCAAGCGCCGAUCACUCUUGGGGAAGAGGAGACAUCAGAUCAGAUUAUACAUCGAAAUCGCCCAAUUGACAGGAGGCAGCCGUGAGGAGCGGGGCGGAAAAAAGUCACAUUUGUUUUGAAUUUUGAAAAAAGUGCGAGGGGUCCGGGACCCACACACGGUUCGAGCGGGAAUCGGCCGGUGCUGGGUUAGUGCGGACUCCGAGAGAAGGCAAACGGGUUAAAAGGACGGGAGAGAGAGAGAGGGAGGAAGGGAUUCUUAACCACAACCUUGUGGGUUCAAAUCAAGUCGGGAAUAAAGCGGUUAGGAACAGAGGGGGAAUACAGGGAAAAGGAUAUAGCGGGAGGCGAGUUGGACUGGGGUAAUUGUACUUUCAUAACGGGCACAGAAUUAGUUAGACAGGAGCGAGGGACAAGCAGAGACGAUUUAGACCGGAAUUUAGCAAUUGAACCAAAAGUCGAACUCAGAUAGAUCUGCUGGUCUCCAGCUCCCGGGCAAAGGUACAGUUUCCACCGGGAGCCAUGGCUCUGUUCGGGAAGUACACCCACGCUAUCGUCAGGGGCAUCCCGGCCGGAGUGGGAGUGAAGGACGGGGAGGACAGCGAGGGCUGCCGGCUGGACGCUGCGAAACUGCACCGCCAGCUCGGCGUCUACACCGGGAUCCUGAGGCAGAAACUGGGCCUGCAGGUGAUCGAGCUGCCGGCCAGCGAGCAGCCCGGGCUGCCCCUCAGCCUCUGUGUGGAGGACAUUGUGGUGGUGCAAGGAGACACCGCUCUUCUGACCCGCCCCGCAGAUCCGGACAGGAGGAAAGAGGUGGCAACGGUGAAGAAAGUUCUGGAAGAGCUGAAGCUGCGUGUGUUCGAAGUGACGGAUGAGAAAGCCACGCUUGACGGCAGCGAUGUCUUCUUCACAGGCCGCGAGUUCUUUGUUGGGAUCUCCAAGUGGACCAAUCACAAAGGAGCGGAGUAUGUGGCGGAAGCAUUCAAGGAUUUUACGGUGUCCAUUGUGCACAUUCCUGAGCCCCAUCAUUUGAAGAGUUUCUGCAGCAUGGGUGGACCCAGCACCAUUAUCAUAGGGAACAGUGAAGUUGCUCAAAAGGCCAUCAAGGCGAUGGAGCAGCUAACGGACUAUCAGUACGACAAACUUAGCGUACCAGAUGACGCUGCUGCCAAUUGCAUCUAUGCACGCGUUGGCAACAAGUGCAAUGCCUUGGUCCACCGGACAGCGGAUGAGUUUCCGGAAAGUUCCAAGGCCUUCAAGAAGCUUCCAGACUACACAUUGAUUCCAGCGUCCUGCACGGAAGUGGCUAAACUGGGAGCAUCCCUGAGCUCCUGUUCCAUUUUAAUCAAUAAGAAGUUUGAAUAUUAGAGUCAAUUUGGGAGGGUGUGUGGUGUGAGGGAGGGGGAGUUGUGGGGCAAUGGAAGGGGAGUGGUGCUUAAUCCACAACUGCCUUAAAUUCCAUGGCGGAAUACAAUAGAAACGACUCUGAAUCGACGGAUAUGCGAGGGAUGUACUGGAAUUUUUGGAUCAGGGACAACCCGCCUCAACUCAAUCCCAGAAGUGAGGUGGAAUUCUUCCAUGGGGCUAGAGACCGAGUCCUCAUCUUCAAUGUAAACAGGGCUCGACAUGCAGAGCAAAGCUGUUGUUGAUGACGGUGGGUCUACCCACGCCACCUAGGGGUGAAACAUCUGUAUUAAUGUAGCUCUAAUCUGAGGAGCAUUUUCUUGCCUCCGGGUCCAACCCAGUGCCUCAAAUAGGGAUUAAUCACCCUCGCAGAACAAUUCCUGAAACCCUGCCUUCCUUCCGCGAUUGGAUUUCCUCGAGUGUGCUUUUCCAGGGUUGUUCGAUUACUGACGAAUCUUUACUUUGAGAGGUGUUUGACUCUCAUCCUGUGCAACACAUCCUCGACCAGACUUCCAUCUUGUCUAUUCCACCCCCUUCUCUCCCACCCUAGUUUUCUCUCAACUGUUUGUUUCUCCGAGAACAAAGUAGCCAUCGGGUCUGCCUUUUUCUUUAAAAAAAUGUUAUUCAUUUUCUCGCCUGCAACUGACUGGGCGAAAUCUGAAAUAAAUAUGUGAGGAGGAAGAGGCAAAAUGUCAAAUUCCUCAAACUAGGAGUCAUCCCCAACCCAGCUGUGGUCAAACCCACUCUGACUUAAUCCAGUAUCGAAAUAAACUGAGGAAUGCUUUACAGUAUCGUCCUCUACUGUUCUAGAACAUUACUGAGAAACACAAGACAGCCUUCCUUAAAAAAAAGUAUUAAUCGUUCACCAGAUGGUUAAUAUAAUUGAUGCAACAAAAAAAAGUACAUAACUGGGGAUUGUCACCUUACGUCAAUUUGUGCCUUUGGAAUUUUUAAAAGAUUUUCUCAAAACCAGAGCUAAGAGGAAGAUCUCGAGCUUAGUUCCUGUAGGGAGCACCUUUGCUGAUCAGUUGUGUGUUUUUAUGCACCUCAUUAUUUGAACACCGAUUUAUUUUAACCGGGAUGGAUCCAUUGCUAAAGGUAUCUUGAUCCGUCCGCAUCUAUAACAAGAUGAGGGGCAAGAGAGAUUUACGCUUCCAGUGGGGAGAAGCAAUUCGCUUUUUAAACAGCGUUGCAAAUUUUUUGCCCCUAUUGAGUAUUUACCUUCAAAUGGGCGCGCAAAUAAUGGGGCAGUUCCGGGAACAGACAAUGCCUGCUUUACACUCGGUUGCCAGUUUGAAAACUACCAUUACCCCGCGCACAAAGAGGGCUUCAAUUUGGCUUUAAAAAGGACUUUUUAAAGGGAAAAAAAAGUCCACUUCUGCCUGCCAUUUUUGUCUUGUGCAACAACAGCACCGCCUAGAGUUCAAAAAUAAUAUUAUAGAGGCACACUUUCACUUACCUUGCUCCUCUUGGGUUCCUAAAACAAACGGGGAGUUUUUUUUUGUUUUAAUUGCCGACAAAGUAAUUAAAAUCCGAGGAGAGUUCCUUUUGAUAGGAUUAAUGCGGACAAACAGCGCAUGUCGUAAUGCUGCAGAAUGAGGUAAAACCAUAAUCUGGACAACACCUAAUUGAAAAUAUCCUUCUCUUCACUUUUAAAUACGGAUUUUUAAAUUACGUGCUGAGAAAUUGAACUUUAUAAAUGGAGCCAUUUCCUUUUGUUUUUGCAAAGAAAAUAGUUGCAGCCACAGUUCUACAGAACUUCCGCCAUGUUGUGUAUCAGACCCCCAAGGAAGGGACUCUCUGGGAACUUCACUUUCGUGCCGCAACCUUGAGUGGCCAUUUUCUUGGGCAGUCAGGUCAAAGCCGGUGCAUAUUGAAUGCCUGGCAGUUUUACAGGGAGCCACACACUUGGUGUUUCCUGCAAGUUGAGCUUGAGUGGAAACCAUGGCUCAUCUAUGGUUCCCCAAUCCUUAAUAAUAAUGAGUCAAUUUAGCCAAUUGCAGAGCUCCCAACACCUGUCCUGGUUUAAGCUGCAUACCCAUUGAGAUUUAGAGAGAGUGUGUGUCUCCCCUCUUCAAUCCACUCGCCUUUCUCCAGCCAAGGUCUGUGCACUACCUGUAGUUUAGUGAAUAGCACUCCAAUAUAUCAAUUUAGUUUAUCCAGACCUCUGACUUUCAUGCAGUCUAAUCCACUUCCAGUGUGUUACCUCCUCUCGCCCCGGAUUGGGAGUGGAAAAAGAGUCAGAUCAUUUGGUGCUUUUUUUCUGAUGCCUGAAAUUCAGCUUUUGUACGGUGUCUCCUUUGUAAGCAACUCUUCUGAUUUAGUAAAAAUGAGAAUCUGCCUCAAA
Molecule: messenger RNA, 4462 nt
Organism: Chiloscyllium plagiosum (whitespotted bambooshark)
Lineage: Eukaryota; Metazoa; Chordata; Chondrichthyes; Orectolobiformes; Hemiscylliidae
Product: N(G),N(G)-dimethylarginine dimethylaminohydrolase 1-like
Source: RefSeq, a predicted model, not a curated record